Molecule: messenger RNA, 1540 nt
Organism: Amphibalanus amphitrite
Lineage: Eukaryota; Metazoa; Arthropoda; Thecostraca; Balanomorpha; Balanidae
Product: blastula protease 10-like
Exons: 2
Coding region: 37-1371 (444 amino acids)
Biological process (GO): proteolysis
Molecular function (GO): metalloendopeptidase activity; zinc ion binding
Source: RefSeq, a predicted model, not a curated record
AACUAUAUCACUUCACAAUCUGCGAACGGAGCAGCAAUGUGGCUGUUUGGCAUCUUCCUGCUCUGCGGUGUUUCGGCAAUGCCGAAUCGCUUUAGGGAAGAUAUCAUCUUUAACGUCACGAAGUUGCAGCUGGACAGGUCAGCUUUACGUGAAGAAGAAAUCAAACGCGCAAACUUUCAGGAAUACUUCGAACUUUUUGACGAGCCCGAGCCGCUCGAUUUUCACGAGACCAACCCUGUCCUGACGCCGUACGGCCGCCUGGUGGAGGGCGACCUCCUGAGGUCACCGGAGGAGGACCGCAAGGGCGUGACCUCCGGGGAGCUCUGGACGGACCGGCGCUACAACUACGAGAUCACCAACGACGCCAGUCGCGCCGCCAUCGAGGCCGGCAUCAAGUUCUGGCGAGACCACAGCUGCGUCCAGUUCCAGGAGGUGUCCAGCGGCAGCUCCGAGCCCCGGGUGCUCUUCGUGGCCGAGUCCGGCUGCUGGUCCAUGCUCGGCUGCACGGCCAAGCACGCCUCCUCACGAACACAGAAGCUGAGUCUCGGCUCUGGCUGCACCGGCUUCGGCACCGUCACCCACGAGAUCGGCCACUCGCUCGGCUUCUACCACGAACAGUCACGCUCCGACCGCGACGAGCACGUCACCAUCAUGUGGGACAACGUCAACGAGGCGUACAAGCACAACUUCAAGAAGGUGGACACCACCCAGAACCACGGCGUGCCGUACGACCUCGGCUCCGUCAUGCACUACGGCUCGACGUACUUCUCCUCCAACGGCGGGCCCACCAUCCUGACCCGGAACCCGACGCUGCAGGGUCUGAUCGGACAGCGCGACAAGCCCUCCUUCCGUGACGUGGCGCUCAUGAACCGGCUGUACCGCUGCGAGGAGCUGUGCAGCAGCCCACCGCCGUGUCACAACGGCGGCUACGUGUCGGCCGACUGCGUGUGCCACUGCCCGCCGGGCACGAGCGGCUCGGCGUGCGAGACGGUGCGUGGCAGCUACUACCCGGCGCCGAGCUGCGGCGGCGAGAUCAGCUCCGAGGGCACCGUGAGCAGCCCCGGCUGGCCGGCGCUGUACCCGACCGGUGCCGACUGCUCGUGGUGGGUGCGGCCGCCGACCGGCCGCCGGGCGCGCGUCACCUUCACCACCUUCUCCAUCAUGCAGCAGGUGAACGGCUCCUGCAAGUACGAGUACCUCUCGGUACGGCUGGGCGGAGUGCUCGACGGCGGAGAGAUGUACUGCAGCAAACAGCUGACGGGCAAGCAGCUGACGUCCACCAGCCCCGACGGAGACCUGGUGCUGCGCUUCAAAUCCUACAAGAAGUACUUCAUGGGAUCCGGCUUCGUUGCGACUGUCCAGUUUGUGUAGACAAGUGAAACGGACAGCCCAGACGACGACAUAAAUGACCUCGGCAAUGUGACUAUCAUGGGGCUACCUACGCUUGAGUUGUGCUUUAUUACUUGCUUUAUGCCGUUGCAAUGUGGUUGUGUUAACGCAAUUACUUAUACGAUGUUAAAUAAAUGGUCAUAUUUACGCC